UCGGCCCAAUUAUCCCUAAACCACACACAGAAACCCUGGUUGAGGAUCAUAUAAAUAAUUAACUCUUCUGAAAUAUUAAUUUAAGUCGUCUUCAUUCUAGGGUUUCAUUACAGGACUUUCUGCUGCCGUAACAAUGGUGAAUGUACCUAAGGUGAAGAAGACCUACUGCAAGAACAAGGAAUGCAAGAAGCACACAACCCACAAGGUGACUCAAUACAAAAAGGGUAAGGAUAGUUUGGCUGCUCAAGGAAAAAGACGUUAUGAUCGCAAACAGUCAGGUUAUGGUGGUCAGACUAAGCCCGUCUUUCACAAGAAGGCCAAGACUACCAAGAAGAUUGUGUUGAGGCUACAAUGCCAGUCAUGCAAGCAUGUGUCACAGCACCCCAUCAAGCGUUGCAAACACUUUGAGAUUGGUGGAGACAAGAAGGGCAAGGGAACUUCACUCUUUUAAGUGUGUUAUUGUGGUUUUGUUUACUGCUAGCAUGUUUUUUGGAAGAUAGUUAAAGGUUUGAUCAUUGUUUUAUAAAAGUUUUAUGUUUAUGCGCCUUUUUUUUUGGUUGUAUUCUACUAAGACCUGAGCUAUGAUUUUGUUCUGCUAUCUUGUAGCUGAGUUUGAUUUAAAACUUCAUCGCAGGACAGUUUCUUUCAUAGUUGUAACAUAUUGUAUUGGUUGAACCAUUUUUGACAGGGACGAUUCUGGUUGCAACAAA
Amaranthus tricolor (Joseph's coat) is the source of this 710-nucleotide messenger RNA. RefSeq names its product 60S ribosomal protein L44. Lineage: Eukaryota; Viridiplantae; Streptophyta; Magnoliopsida; Caryophyllales; Amaranthaceae. Gene Ontology annotation, molecular function: structural constituent of ribosome. The coding region runs from base 134 to 451 and encodes 105 amino acids. The transcript is spliced from 4 exons. Gene Ontology annotation, biological process: translation. Gene Ontology annotation, cellular component: ribosome; cytosolic large ribosomal subunit. The record is from RefSeq and is a predicted model, not a curated record.